AUGGCUUCAAUCUUACUUGUAUCCAGUAAAUCCAUGAGCUCUGAUAGGAAUAUAUAUGUUGGGAAAAGAUUUGUUUAUGUUAAAAAUCCUUACCUAGAUUCCAUGGAUGAAGACAUUCUCUAUGACUUCCUUUUAGAAACAAAGACAUACAACCUACCAGCGAUGUUUGGGGAAGUAAAGUUUGUCUGCGUUGGCGGGAACCCUAACAGAAUGAAAGCAUUUGUACUGUUUAUGCAGAAGGAGCUUGGAUAUGAAGAAAGUGGAGAAGAAAUAAAAGACAUCUGUUCUGGGACGGACAGAUAGUAUAUGUACAAAAUCACUCCUGUCCUGUCUCUUUCACAUGGCAUGGGCAUCCCUUCCAUUUCUAUUAUGCUUCAUGAACUCAUCAAAUUACUUUACCAUGCUCAGUACUAUGAUGUUACCAUUAUAUGAAUGGGUACAUGAGGGGAAAUAGGGAUUGAGCCAGGGUCUGUUGUAACAGGCACAGCUGUAGACUCCUUUUUUAAGCCUCAGUUUGAACAUGUAAUCUUGGACAACAUUGUCACCCAAAGUACUGAACUUGACAAGGACCUGGCUGAGAAGCUAUUCAACUGUAGCAAAGAAACCUCCAACUUUGCAACUUUCAUUGAAAAUACAAUGUGUACCUAUGAUUUUUAUGAAGCCCAGGGGCGAUUAGAUGGAGCUCUGUGUUCUUUCUCCAGAGAAAAAAAGUUAGAUUACUUGAAAAGAGCAUAUAAAGCAGGGAUCUGGAAUAUUGAAAUGGAAUGAACAGUGUUUGUGGCCAUGUGUAAACUUUGUGGUCUAAGAGUAAUUGUGUUACUUGCUGUUCUACUGGCUGCGGUCUGUGUGACACUUCUUGACAGACUUUAAUGUGACCAAAUCAACUGGCCCCAUGAUGUUCUGGUAGAGUACCUGCAACGACCUCAGCUCCUGAUUUCCAGCUUCAUCAAACAACAGGUUGGGCUCUGUAGGAUAUCUCAGCCCUCCUCUGCAAGUCUGUAG
Orycteropus afer afer is the source of this 1002-nucleotide messenger RNA. RefSeq names its product uridine phosphorylase 2 (gene UPP2). Gene Ontology annotation, cellular component: cytosol; cytoplasm. NCBI's taxonomy places the organism in Eukaryota, Metazoa, Chordata, Mammalia, Tubulidentata, Orycteropodidae. Gene Ontology annotation, biological process: uridine catabolic process; nucleotide catabolic process. Gene Ontology annotation, molecular function: uridine phosphorylase activity. The record is from RefSeq and is a predicted model, not a curated record.